Molecule: messenger RNA, 2513 nt
Organism: Colossoma macropomum (tambaqui)
Lineage: Eukaryota; Metazoa; Chordata; Actinopteri; Characiformes; Serrasalmidae
Gene: sox4a
Product: SRY-box transcription factor 4a
Exons: 1
Coding region: 484-1584 (366 amino acids)
Biological process (GO): anatomical structure morphogenesis; cell differentiation; positive regulation of transcription by RNA polymerase II
Molecular function (GO): RNA polymerase II cis-regulatory region sequence-specific DNA binding; DNA-binding transcription activator activity, RNA polymerase II-specific
Source: RefSeq, a predicted model, not a curated record
GGCAGCAGUGAGCGGGACUAUGAGAGAGCGCAGCCGCCAGACACUCAAACCGCGUGGCGCUCGGACCAAGCACCGUGCUGAAGACGCAAAGUUGCGCGUUUUUUCGUGGAUCCACAGAGGCACUGGGCUCGUUUUCAGUCGCACUGGCAGUUGAGCUACACUCUGCUGUGAUUUUUUUGUUUUUAUAUAUAUGCACCCCUUUUUAUCACUAUCAUUAAUAUCAGAACUGACUGCUUGGCUCUUAUUUUGGAAGAAACUUCCCCCCACUGACAUCCACGCGGUGGAUAUGCGUGUUGGAGACGGUUCACUGGCAGGGAGAUAAGAAGAGCCAAGCGCACGCACUUUCAGACGUGCUGCAAGUAACUUUUCCACGCGCGUGGUGGUAGUGGCAAAGUGGGCAGACAGAUCUGCUGCCUCGUGCUGAAACUUUUACCUUCCCCACUGAACCCACAGACUUUGUUUGAGCACCAGCUGCAGUCAGUCAUGGUGGCUCAGUCCAUCACAGCGACCAGCGCGGACUUGCCGCUCAGCGACUCCAUCGACCCGGGUGAGAUGGACCCAGACUCGGCCACGGCCGCCUCCUCCUCCGCCUCGCCGUCCCCGGGCUCUCCAACCCUGGCCGGGGACAAGCUGGACGUGGCGUGGUGCAAGACCCCCAGCGGCCACAUCAAGCGGCCCAUGAACGCGUUCAUGGUCUGGUCGCAGAUCGAGCGCAGGAAGAUCAUGGAGCAGUCUCCGGACAUGCACAACGCCGAGAUUUCCAAGCGCCUCGGCAAACGCUGGAAGCUGCUGCGCGACUGCGACAAGAUCCCCUUCAUCAGAGAGGCCGAGAGGCUCCGGCUCAAGCACAUGGCCGACUACCCGGACUACAAGUACCGACCGAGGAAGAAAGUCAAGCCCUCCUCGUCUUCUUCCUCUUCCUCCUCCUCUUCCAGCAAGGCUGGCGACAAAGUGGGCGGCAACCCGGGCGGCAAGCCCUCCUCCAAGAAGAGCCACGGGGGCAAACCCCUCAAGACGCACAGGAAAUCCACCGCGCUGGAGCAGCCCGGCGUGGACCACCACUCGCUCUACAAGCCACGGGCGGCGUCGUCAGCCAAGCCGGCCAAGCGCGCUUCCUCGGCGGGGGGCGCGUCCGAGAGCCAGCCGCUGUGCGUGGCCGUGCCGUCCAGCCCGACUCUGAGCAGUUCCGCCGAAUCCUGCGACCCGCUGAGCCUCUACGAGGACGGCAAAGAGGAGGUGGAAACAUCUGGCGCAGCAGCCAUGCUGGCCCCACGCAACUUCAAGCACGCGCGCGCCUCUUCUCCGGCACCUUCAGCCUCGCACUCGUCCUCCCAGUCGUCCUCCUCUUCCUCUUCCUCGGACGAAGAGUUCGAGGACGACCUCCUCGACCUCAACCCGAGUCCAGGGUUCGGCGGCCUGGGCGGAUUCGGCGCCGUGUCCCUGGACAGAGACUUGGAUUUGGGCUUGGAGUCCGGCUCCGGCUCGCACUUCGACUUUCCAGACUACUGCACGCCAGAGGUGAGUGAGAUGAUCUCUGGAGACUGGCUGGAGUCCACCAUAUCCAACUUGGUCUUCACAUACUGACUGUUAUGAGCCUAUAAGCAAGUCCAGCUGAAGUUGAUGACGUGAAGAUGGACCUAAACGUGGUCCAUGCUGGGGGGGCAAAGCCAUGAUAACCUAACAUGCUUUCUCCUGUUUCUCUCAUUGCUGUGGGGUCGUCUCCAAAACGCCCACGCCAGUUGAAAAUAAAAACGCUUAGCUUGCUCGUUUGGUGGCUGAAGACGAUGACUUAAGUGUUGAGGAAAAGCAUUGCACAGUGGCGAAGAGGAAGACGAGGCUGUCCGGCCGUUUCUGUUCAACUUAAAUGGACUCACGCUCGAGAACUUUGGCGCAAAAUAAGGUGAGCGAUCAUUUUUAGCGAGGAAAUCCGCAAUUCCUUUGGACGGAGUGGUUUUUUAGCCAGGCGUAAAGAAAGAGAGAAGUAAAGAAAGAGACUGAAAAAGCAUGCUGGUUGAGUUUUAGUCUGAAAAUGAACUGUGUUGUUUUUUUUUUAAUGAGAAUUGCAGCGCCAUGAAAGACUGAAAAAAGAAAGUAACAAUCACCAGCUUUUCCUGUCAGGAUUCAAAAACGCAACUCAGACGGUUCAACUUUCUACACUACAAAGGAAAAAAAAAAGAAGAGAGAAAAAAAAAUCAGGACCAAACUUCUCUCCCUUUUUGCCUUUUUCCCUUUUUUUCAUCCAGCUUUAUAACUUCUUUGUGCUCAGAAGAAAAAGGACACUUUUAUAUCGAUGUAUUUAUAAUGGUUUGUACUUUUGAUUUUUCCUCUGUUUAAAGCUGUUCUCAUCUGUCUUCUUGUGCACACGUCCGUCUCUGUUUGCAGAAGGGCUAGAACUGCAUCGUGUUAUUUAACUCAUGACCUCUCACGCGGAGAAAGGAGAAUCGAAACGUUUCGUUUAUUUUCUACGUGUAUUUUUGUACAAAUUUAUCAAGAACAUCGCUGUUUUUUUUUUU